Molecule: messenger RNA, 741 nt
Organism: Vicia villosa (hairy vetch)
Lineage: Eukaryota; Viridiplantae; Streptophyta; Magnoliopsida; Fabales; Fabaceae
Exons: 2
Coding region: 1-741 (246 amino acids)
Source: RefSeq, a predicted model, not a curated record
AUGUUGAAUAAGAAAAGAGUGGGGGCACCUAAAGAAUGGAAAAAUUGUCCUACGGCAUGGGAAGGUCAAUUUACUCUGGUAGAUAAGGGAACCACCACUGUUAUUCUUGAAGCAGUUGCAACUUAUGAUCUAUGGAUUUGGCAUGCCUUUUUUGGAUGUACGGGCACAUUGAACGAUAUAAACGUUCUAGACCGUUCACCCGUGUUCGAUGAUGUUGAACCAGGAAAUACUCCAAGAGUGAACUUCUUUGUGAAUCAACGUCUGUAUAAUAUGGCAUAUUAUCUUGCUAACGGUAUCUACCCUUCUUAUCCAGCUUUCGUCAAAUCAAUUAGACUUCCUCAAAGUGAACCAGAUAAGUUAUUUGCAAAAUAUCAGGAGGGAUGUCGGAAGGACAUUGAACGUGCAUUUGGAGUGUUGCAAGCUCGAUUUAAAAUCAUCCGCGAACCUGUCCAUUUGUGGGACAUAACCGAUUUAGCUCUCAUCAUGAGGUCAUGUAUCAUAUUACAUAAUAUGAUUGUUGAGGAUGAGCAAGAUACAUAUGCUCAACAUUGGACAGAUUAUGAUCAAUCUGAGGCAAGUGAGUCUAGUACACCAGAGUCAUUCUCGACCGAGGUGCUACCUGCAUUUGCGAAUCAUGUGCGUGCUAGAUCUGUGAUGCGUGAUUCAAAUGUACAUCACGAAUUGCAAGCAGAUCUAGUCAACACAUAUGGACAAAGUUCGGAAUGUUUCAUGAUUAAAUAA